Messenger RNA from Lentinula edodes (shiitake mushroom), 1014 nucleotides. RefSeq lists its product as uncharacterized. The transcript is spliced from 4 exons. Lineage: Eukaryota; Fungi; Basidiomycota; Agaricomycetes; Agaricales; Omphalotaceae. The record is from RefSeq and is a predicted model, not a curated record. The coding region runs from base 1 to 1014 and encodes 337 amino acids.
AUGACUAUUACUCAGUCUCCGCUAAUGGACCCUUCGCUUGCUCACAGAAAAUGCGAUAGCCUCAAGUUUCGUACGUUCGGAGUAGAAUCAGUAUUGCGCAGGGUUAACGUCGCGGUUUUAUGUGAAAAUUCGACCACGUUCAGGAGGCUUGUUUUGGAAAACAGAGACGCUGACACGCCUAUUAUGCUGCAUGGUCCUACAGCUCGGCAAUUUGAUCACCUUCUCUGGGGCUUAGGUGUUGAUUCAUUGCCGCAACCCCGCGACGAAGAAGACCUUGAAUGUCUACUCGACGUGGAAGAACUUUCAAGACACUAUUCGAUUCACUACCUUCAAAUGAGAGCUGAAUCAACUGUCGUUGCCGUCAUCGCAGAAGGAACAAAUUCUGCUGUUCUGUCUUGCAAAACCGAUUCACUCGUUCGGAUGUUGAGAAUUACCAUCCGCGUCCAUAAUAACACUCUGUUCGCAUUUUUAAUGCAAAUGUGGACCUGGAGAUUGCAUUCAAAAGAACUUGACCGUACAAUUGCUAUCAGGGUAGCGCAGCCCUCGCGUUGGGAUUACGAUCCACAACCGUUUCUGAAGCUCCUCGGACACGCCUUCUACGCAGUCAUGAUGGAGUUGGAGUCGAAACUUUCUAGCGGCCAGCGUAUUGACCUCAACUCCCAUCUGACACAGGCUGAAAUAGUUCAUGUACAUUGCGGGUAUCACUCGCUCCGAUCCUGGUGGGACCAGAUAGCCUCCAAACCACCUGUUUACACGCAUUCUCCGCGAUGCAUGUACCCAGAACGAUGCACCUAUGUUUGGCGGAUAAGGUUUAAAUGGUUGGCUGAGAAGGAUAAGAUUCCGUUCCCGAAGGUAGAUGGGAUUCGACGAUUGCAGGAAAUACACAAGUUCCUCGCUGCUGAUUUGUUCCUUAUCAAGAACAUGCCGGAAACAUGUAGGCACAGUGCACUGCAGGAGUUGCUAAAGCGGAGGGAGCACCUCCUCAAGACGGUCCACCAUCACUUCGAUCUGUGA